CCAACCAUACAAAGUAUAUAUAUAUAUAUAUAAUACUCUACGCAUACACUUACACGCCUCGCCUCACCCGGCUUCCCUCCCAACAUGGCCUCCCAAGACCACCAGAACCGGGUCAACGUGCCCUUCUGGGACUUCUUCCAGUCCCCCGACCCGAACCGUACCGCCGGCGCUCCCGGCCAGGGCGUCGACCAUCACCACCUCGACGGCAACAACAACCCACCCCCAACGACGUUCCCGCCCUUCAUGACCGGCUUCGGCUUCCCCUGGGGCGGCGGCGGCGGCGGCGGGUCAGGCCCUCACCAUGGGCGUCACGGGCUGGGCCCCCAUCCUUCUCACUACUAUCCUGGUCCUCCUCCUCCCCCAGGCGCGGGCUGGGACAGCGACUGGGACUUUGAAUGGGGCCACCCCUGGUCCCAUGACGACAACGACGACGACGACGACGAGGGCCACCACGGGCAUUGGGGCCGCCGUGGAGGGCAUCAUCACCACCUCCACGGCGGUGGGCGCGGACACCGCGCUCGCGGACGUCGGCAAGGGGCCAACGCUGAAGACGCCCAGCAGCAGCAGGAUGGUCCCGCCGCCGCCGCCCCUGUCGUUGACACCACCGACGAGAAAGCCGCCGUCUCCCCCGACACAAUGGACCACGACUUCCCCGACCCCGCCGAGGUCACGCCCGACGAGGACGAGGCAGCCUCGCCGCCUCCCUACGGAGGACCGGACGGCAACAACAACAGCCGCGGACCGCCCCACGGCCAUCACGGCCACCACCACCACCACCACGGCCGAGGUCGCGGACGCUGCCAUCGUCGUGGCGGCGGCGGCGGCGGCGGCGGCGGCAUGGGACGCGGAGGCUGGGGCCGCGACCCCCGGGCCUGGGGAUGCCCUCGCCGCGGCGGCUGGGGGCGUCACGGCGGCCACGGUCCCGCGCCGUUUGACUUCCAGGGCAUGAUGCGCGGCGUCAUGGGCCACCCGUUCUUCCAGAACAUGCGCGAGCAGGCCCAGCGCUACGCCGGUGCCUACGGCAACAGCAACACCAACAUCAACGCCGACGACGACGACGGCAACACCUUCACGCCCCCCGUCGACGUCUUCAACACGCAGGCCGCCUACGUCGUGCACGUGGCCCUCCCCGGCGCCCGCAAGGACGACGUCGGCGUCACCUGGAACCCCGACCGCGGCACCCUCGACGUCGCCGGCGUCGUCCACCGCCCCGGCGACGAGCUCUUCCUCCAGACCCUCGCCUCGGCCGAGCGCCGCGUCGGCCUCUUUGAGCGCAGCAUCGCCCUGCCCCCCCCGCUCGGUACCACCACCGCCGCCAACUCCAACAACAACAACAACAACCAUAACAACAGCAACGGCUCGGGCCUGCGCGCGGGCGGGGACGAUACCGCCGUCGACGCCGCCAACAUCGCCGCCCGCUUCGACGACGGCCUGCUCGUCGUCGUCGUCCCCAAGGUGGAGAGGGAGUGGACCGAGAUUCGCAAGGUCGACAUCGAGUAGGGGGAUGGACAAGGGGCCGCAUGUCUUGUAUGCCCUGUAUGAUACACCAUAAAACACAUCAAGUACACCAAAGGCGAGGGAACACCUUGAGUAGAUAGUUGAACUGCACUCCUUGUUUGGGAAACAUGCAUUUCGUCCCCUCUUUACAUGAACCAAAGGGUCAAAGGAAGAAAAAAGAAACCAAAACCAAAACCACGCCCAGACACACAUGAUUGAUAGAUACUUUGGUCAGAAUACAGAAUACAUUAAUAUGCUG
This is a messenger RNA of Purpureocillium takamizusanense, 1756 nucleotides long. RefSeq lists its product as uncharacterized. The transcript has a single exon. The record is from RefSeq and is a predicted model, not a curated record. Gene Ontology annotation, biological process: response to heat; response to hydrogen peroxide; protein complex oligomerization. The coding region runs from base 85 to 1500 and encodes 471 amino acids. Lineage: Eukaryota; Fungi; Ascomycota; Sordariomycetes; Hypocreales; Ophiocordycipitaceae.